Messenger RNA from Cyphellophora attinorum, 690 nucleotides. RefSeq lists its product as uncharacterized. Lineage: Eukaryota; Fungi; Ascomycota; Eurotiomycetes; Chaetothyriales; Cyphellophoraceae. The coding region runs from base 1 to 690 and encodes 229 amino acids. The transcript has a single exon. The record is from RefSeq and is a predicted model, not a curated record.
AUGGUUGCAACGACAACAGUCCUAGACGCACGCCUGUACACGACCCUAUCGGCUAGCCUGUCCAGUGAGCUCUUGGUUCCGCAGAAGCACAUCAACGGCAGCACACAUGCCAUCCAGGACAACCAUGCUGUCGUCCCAAUGCCAACCGCAGCCGACAGCACGCGCACCCAUCUCCUCAGCCUACCCACAGAAAUUCUCCUCCUCAUAGUCCGCCACUUCCUCCCAGACGACAUCCAUGUCGUCUACGAACGAGCACGCCCGAAAUCCCAACUCUUCUCCGCCAUGGCAUUUGCCAGCUACCGCAAAUCCAAGAAUACUGGGAACGUGACCUCGCCGCCGGAAUCCCUGACGACCAUUGCAGAACCGCCUCAUCUAUACUGGAAGCCUCCCAGUGUCCCUGACUUGCUGCUGAUCUCAAGGCGGUUCUCUAGCGUGCUGGUGCCGGUGCUGUAUCAGCGGAUGAAGAUCGAGGUGAUUGGGCCGGGAGGGGAUACUUGUCGGUGGAGGUAUUGGCCGCGGGAUUGUGGGACUUGGAUCGAGUUGAUGGAGGAGGCGCAAGGGUAUCUGAGGGAGUGGUUGGAGCGAUUCGUGGGCGAAAUUGGAAUAGUGCCAAUGGCGUUGGAGGUUGGCGGGGAGGGACAAAGCGGACGCGAGCGAUCGAGUGUGACUGAAGAAGACCGGGAAGUGUGA